Molecule: messenger RNA, 1541 nt
Organism: Andrographis paniculata
Lineage: Eukaryota; Viridiplantae; Streptophyta; Magnoliopsida; Lamiales; Acanthaceae
Product: leucoanthocyanidin dioxygenase
Exons: 3
Coding region: 130-1293 (387 amino acids)
Source: RefSeq, a predicted model, not a curated record
UUCCGAUUCCCCGUACCAGAGAGACAUGGCCAUCAUUGCUGCUUCCUCUGCCUACUCUCCUUUUCAUUUUCCCCAAAUCUCUCUAUUAGUUCAGAUCCAGUGGAGUUUCGCUUCCAAUUUCAAGCCGUUAUGACGCAGGAAGCGCCGCCAGGAGUCCACGCCGUCGAUUUCCGUGCGCCGCCGCCCUCUCCGGUGGCGCCGGGGCGGCGCUCGUCGUUCGCGAACGACGACGUUUUGACGGAGUACCUGCAGCAAUCGCUCAGAGUUCCCGACCUCGUUCUCCCCGACAAGGUUUUCCCCCGCCAGAAGACUCUCCAAAACCCUCCGAAAAUCAGAUUUCGGGAUUUGGAAUCGCUGGGGACCGGCCCUGAAGGAGCAGAGAUUUGUCGAUUGAUUGCGCAGUUAGGGUGCUUGGAAGUGAUUAACCAUGGAAUAUCUAGGGAUUGGAUCGAUUUCGUUAUGGAAUUGGGGAACGGCGUGUUUGAGCUCCCGCCGGAGAAGAAGCGAGUGGUGGCGAGGUCGCCGGAGCGGCGGUAUGGAUUCGAGGAGAGUGACGAGGGGGAAGAGGUUAGAGAUCGAAGGGAGGAAUUUAUAUGGAUGGGUGAAGAAGAAAUGCGGGUGGAAAUGGAGGGAAUUUGGCCAUUCAGAUAUUCGAAUUUCAGCCAGGAAAUGGCGAAGCUGUCAGCUGAGAUAGCAGAAAUAGGAAGAACAGUGGUCCAAUUUCUAGAGCAGCAGAUCGCAAUGAGGAUCCGCCAUGGAAGUGGGGAGGAAGAAGGUUCAGGUUCAGAAAAUGUGUGCUGCUGCAGUGUGCAGAAACACCAGAAAAGGAGAGUGGAGGAAGAAGAAGGAGAAGGAGAGAUGAACGUAAAUGCAGUGAGAUAUGAUGUAAUAAGAAUGCUGAUAAGUGGGGGUGAAUUCCCACAUGCAUUGUGCCUCCAUUUGUGCAGUGGUGCAGCAGACUUCCAUGUUUACUCCAGAAAAGGUUGGAUUUCAUUCUCCCCUGAUCAAGAUUCUCUGGUGGUCACCAUUGGAGACAUGAUGCAGGAAUGGAGUGAUGGGCAAUACAAACAUGUGAUAGGAAGGCCUGUCUUCAAAGGUGAAGUUGAAGAAGGUAAGAAGAACAAUGGUAAUAUUUCCAUGGGUUUUCUCUAUUCUCCCCCAAACAUUAGUGUUAGAGAUGAUGAUGAUGGUGACACAGUUGUAACCAUUUCACUCACAAACCAAAUCAUUCUUGCCCUGCUUCUUAUUAUGAUCUACCAGUUCUCUGUUUUUGUCUACACAAGAUUUUUUUAAGUGUUUGGGGUUUGGGUACAUUUGUUUGACAAAUGUUGGUAUUAUUGAUUGUUUUGGAUCGCGAAUUGAGUGUAAAUCUAAGGAGUUGUGAGUGGUUUGUGAGCAUUUGUUUCUUGCCUACACUUGUAAGGAUAGAUAUAUAUAUAUAUAUAUAGAUAGAGAGAGAGAGAGAGAGAGAGAGUUUCUUGAAAGAGAUUGCCUUUGUAUCUUUGGUACCAGAUCCCUGCAAAUUAAAUUCAACUUGUGUU